AUGGCAAGCUUCAUUAAGGGUGUAAUGAUAAAUCCACUCAAUAAACGUGUGGUAGGAUAUGAUGAUAGGAGGUUAAGUAGAGUCUUAAGAUACCAUAAGAUUCCCAAAUCCAAAGUCAAACAUGAAUUACUAGCUCAGAUUUAUACUAUUCCUUUACCGGUGAGUCUUCUAUCUUUAAAUCCUUCUCUACCCGCAUCUUUUGAUACGAUGCCAAAAUCAAAGACCUCGAACGCUGCCAAGAAGAAAAAUAAGAAGAAAGCCGCCCAAGCUCGUCAGUUCGACUCGAAUCAGAACCAUUUGUCGAUUGAUCAUCAAGAUCCAGGGAGUCUUGCAGAUCGAUCUGAUAUGAUUGGUGCUUACCCCAAUGAGGACGCUUCGUCUCAUACUCAACGGACAACAACAGGGAGUGUCUCUCAGGACGAUGACGACGAGCGGCUAACGACUCAUGCGAUGCAUCCGAGUCUUGCCGCCGCUACUCGCCAAACCCAAGAAGAUUUAUUAGCUACUGCAAACGACCUCUAUAGGCAGAUCGAGACUGCGGCUGCGGCUGCUCUGGCUUCUCAUCUUAGCCCUCAGAGUCUAGCUAACAUCGGCAACAACAACUCACCGGCUUCUGGUGGUAUACACGGAGGCGGAAGUGGCCACUCAAAUCAGAACGGUCACGCACCUCAUCCGGAUGAUGACGCAUAUUGGACCUCCUUACCAUCUCAUCUGCGCUCAUUCAUUCGAUCAGCACUCCCUCUGGCUGCAGGUCAUUCAUCAGCAAACUCUAAUCAGAAUCCAUCCUCGCAGAAUCAUCCCCCUGUUCUACCCAAUCUAUCAUCAUUUGCUCACGCUACUGGCAUGAUCACUUCGACCACUGGCUCUAACAAUUCACAAUCUGUACCUCAGCUCUCAAGUGAGCAGAUGGCUGCGGCGGCUGAACAACUUGCGCGCGUUGUCCAGAGUCAUGAUUGGGGUCGAGCAGUGUCCACAGCCGCUCAACAAGCAGGGCUAACGCAUUCUAACAGCAUGAAUCACAUUCUCAAUGGUAAUACUCGGCCCUCUCACAACUUUGGCCGAGACAUCAAUGGCGGAGCUGCAACAGUAAGCGUGACAGGUGGCACGGUGACAGGGACUAUACCACUCGGCAGUUUUACUUUACCACUACCCUUGCACUCUCAUCCAGAUCAUUCUCACCACCACUCCCAUAGCGUCAACGUCAGUGAACCGGUUUACUAUACUGGAGAAACCACCAUUGUCACCUCUCGCAUGGGCGACAAGUCUAAUGGGGAUGAGGGCGUCUUGGACGAUGAAUACUACAGCGAUGAUGGAAGGAUUUCACGGAAUGACAUGUCACUAAACAAUAAUGCGGCCGGGUGCCGACAUAAUCUAUCGGAGCAAACCAGCAACGAUAGCAAUAUGGGUAUAAAUCAUAGCUCUUUACCAGCGCCCUCAACUGGUACGAAGAAAAAAAAGAAAAACAAAAAGAAGAAGUCGGCCAAUGCUAGUUCGAACGAAGCGGCUCCUAAUCCAGAGCCGGUCCCAAACGUAUCUCAUCAUCGCACCUCAGUUCCUUCUAUCCCACAUCCGUCUAAAAAUUCUACACAACCACCUGGCCGGAACCCUUGUUCAGAACCACCGAAUCAUAUGGCUAAUCAACCUCCAAUAUCAAGAUUACCACCAAUGCCCAACAAUGGCGUAUCCAAGAAAAAAGCCUCUGGGCUUCCUGCUACAACUGGCGUGAGGGACAACCAUAAACCGGCUACUUCAAACGUCAUCCCAAAUCACAAUCCAUCACAUCCACCAACCGAACGCGAGCGAAUUCGAGACUUCUGGCUGACCUUGAAUCAAGAGGAGCGCGCGAACCUUGUGAAGAUCGAGAAGGAUGCAGUGCUCAAAAAGAUGAAAGAACAGCAGCGGCAUUCAUGUUCUUGUGCAGUAUGUGGAAGGAAACGACUGGCAAUCGAGCAGGAACUGGAAGUUUUGUAUGAUGCAUAUUACGAUGAGUUGGAGAACUAUGCUGAAGCGAGUAAGAAGUACUACGGCUCUGACUUGAAGAUGAAAGGCGUCAAAAGUCCAGUUGGGUAUCCCAAACCACCCGGUCCUGGCCCAUUCCCUGGCAGUGUGGAUGUCAUGACGACUAACGUUCAGCCAACGAACAAUCAGUCAUCUUUGAAAAAGGCAGUUCCAAAGCCAACCCGCGAUCACAAAAAUAUCCGACCUCGUCCUUUACCUAAUUCACACCAGACACAUCCGCCUAUACAAUCUGUAAAUUCAAAUUCUCCAUACCCUCAGCAGCCGCCAGGAAAGCGGACGAUACCGCUUCCGCCUCAACCAAAAAAAGCACUAUCUCAUAAUAGCAACAGUGACCAGGAUCACACACACUCUCCUAGCUGUCCUCAUCAUCCCCAUCACCACGGACCCAACCACUAUCAUCACCAUCCGAAUACAAAUACCCACGGUAAAGCCGUCUCGAAUCAUAACCCAUCUCUAUCUUGUCAUCAGAGGUCGCAGCAUCAUGUAGAAGAUGACAUGUUUCCAGAUGACGACGGCGAUGAAGAAGAGGAAGAAGAUGAAUACGAUGAAGAGGACGAGGAUGAGUAUGAGGAGGAAGAAGAGGAGGAUCAAGAGUUCGAAGACGAUGAUGAGAUACCCGCCCUAGAAGAAGUUCCUAGCGAAGUACCUAAUCCUGGAACAAAGAAACCUCAGAUGAAUGGUAAUCUCUCGUCUUAUAACCCAAAGGUCACCAACGGAGAUAAGCCCAAUACGACGAAUAACAAUAGCGAUCUGUUUGGAUUUGGGAAUUCACUCACUGUCAAAGGAGGUAUCUUGACCGUUGCGGAUGAUCUGUUGCGAAACGAUGGCCAAAAGUUUUUGGAAAUGAUGGAAUCUUUGGCUGAUAAACGGAUACAGCGCGAACGGGAUGCCGCUGAAAAUCUUCUUGCUGGUGAGCAUUGUUUACAUCAGCAUAUUGGAUUGAAUACUUAUGACGACAUUUCUCUCUAUCCUGACGGGUUCGUGGUACAGCUGGAUGAUGAUGACGGGUUUGACGACGAAAUUGUCACCGAGGAGUACCGCAUGAAGGAAGGAAGGCGGAUGUUUCAAAUCUUCGCUGCUCGGAUGUUCGAACAACGUGUCUUGACUGCUUACCGAGAAAAAGUUGCACAAGAAAAACAGGCUCAACUUCUCAGGGAGCUGGAAGAUGAAGAUCGACUUGCUCAAGAGCGUGAAUUGAAAAAAGUCAAGGAUGCUCAGAAAAAGAAGGAGAAAAAGAAAGCUCAAAAGCAACAAAAGGAUCAAGACUUGGCUAAGAAACUCAAAGAUAAAGAACAAGAAGAAUUGGCUGCGAAAGCUGCAGAGGAAGCUAAACUUGAAGCUGAGAGGCGUAAGCAGGAAGAAACGAGGUUGAAACGCGAGGCCCAAAGAAAAGUUCAAGAAGCGGAACGUGCCAAGAAGGAGGAGGAGAAAAGGAAAAGGAUAGAAGAGGAAGCAAGGAAGAGGAGGGAGAAGGAAGAAAGGCAGAGGUUAGAGAAAGAAGCCAGAGCAGCAAAAGAACGGGAGGAACGCGAAAAGAAAGUGAAAGAAGAACAAGAACGAAAGAUGAAAGUCGAGGCAGAUCGGAAAGAGAAGGAAGCUCGAGAAGCCCGGGCUAAAGAAGAAGCUGAGCGUUUGCGGCAAGCGGAAUUGGACAGAAAAGAGGCCGAAGAGAUAGCCAAACGCGAAGCAAUCAAGACGGCUGCCGCAAAACUCGCAGCGCAGAACAAGAACGCUGCCGCUAUUGCUGCUGCUCAUCAAAAAGCUCAACCACGCCCAGUGGUUUCUCUACGUUCAACUCCCGCGAAGCAAACAGCUCCUCCGCCUAAAGUCUCGCCUGUUCCACCUGCUCAGCCGUUGACGCCCGUCCCACCUUUCCCAAAUCACACGCCUAGUCGACCGAUCGCACCUCCUCCUGCCUCAAUGAUGCCUAGGCAAAUGUCUGUAGGGAUCGGAUUGGGACGACCGGCUUCAGCAGCUGCCGCUCCGCCUUUCUCGGCUGCUAUACCCUCGAUGCCUUCGUUUAACAAUGUACCUCCAAGGCCUCCUAGUGCCCAGUAUGGAGCUUCAACGUUCCCAUUACACAAUACAUGCGGUCCUUCGAACUUACAAAACCUACCGCUAGAGAUGCAUCCUGCUCUCAACAAUAAUGUGCCGCAUUCUGCAUUUCUUCCCAUGGCCAACUUCCAACCGCCACCACCUAUGAGUCCGAUGAUGCAACCGAACGUGGGUCGUGUGUUCUCGGGCCCUGCACUUACCACUUCGGCUGCCCAACCACAACUACAGAUGCCACAUCGACCCAGUGUGAUCUCAUCGUUACCACCGUCGACUCCUACUCAUCCUUCCGGUUUUAUGAGUCCAAGCCUCGCUUCAGCCACUAGUCCGCUCAGCGCUUUGCACCUCGGCAGUGAGCCAGUCAGGAAAGCGAGUGCGAGUGCUAUUGGUCCAAUCGGUCCUUCAUUGCUCCACAACCGUCGCAAGUCUGUGGUAGACGAUAAUUUUACACAUGCUGGACUAUUUAAUUCCAUUGAGCCUAUCGGCCGCUCAAGGAUGAACGGUUCUAUGCACACGAUGGGUCCGAUCAGUGGAAAUAGCGAUCAAGAUUCCAACUCGAUCUCUACUGGAACCUCACCUCGUUCACCUUCAAAUGUAUUGGGAUCUUCAGCCUUAUUGGCGGACGAGGACGAUGACCUUGAUAGCGACUCGACUCACCGACAGGGUAUUCCUUCCAAUCCUCCACCUGUCAAUCCCAUUGCCAUCUCACCGGCCAAACCCACAUCGUUCUUCUCACCUGCUUCACUUGACGGUGGGCUUGGGGUGGGGAGUAGCAUCUGGGGAGCCACACCAUCUUCGAUCACUGGUGCCGGAUGGGGUUCUUCUAUGCUUUCUAAUCAGACACCACCUCAUGUGCCAUGUACGCCUCUACAAUCACAUCUUCCAUCGAUUCCACCUAUCAUUCCAUCUUCAGUGGGUAAUAGAUCAGCUUCGAUCAAAGAAAGUACGUCUGAUUGGAUUCGAAGACGAGCGAUUUCAGCAUAUUGUAAUAUGGGAUUAGAUGAGAAAUGGAUUCCAGUGGGAGAUAUUUCGAUUGAGAUGCAAAGGAUUCAUGCAGAUACGAUGAAUGUAGGUUUAAAGGAUAUGGUAGAUGCAUGUCUUAUCAAACGAAAUCUUCAAAAUGGUGGUGGGGAUUGGCAAUUUAGUCAACAAGGAACUGUUUUAUUUGCUCGUUGGUUACCAUCUGCUGGUCAAGAAACGAAUGUUCAUUGUAAUGGUUUGAACAAUGUGAAUGGUUGAUGAAGCUUCACGAUCAAAUGGAAAUCACUAGAAAAAACAGAAACAGAAAUGAUUGUGGAUGUCAGUGCUUGUGUGUGUUGUGGUUUGUGGUUUGUGAUUGGUCACUUGAUUUGAUUUUAAUUUUCUUUAUCAAGAGAUUUUCUUAACAAAUUAAAAUCUUUUCAUAUGAUUUAUUGUUUUUAAUUUGAUUGUAAUUUUGAAAACUUGAUAGAUUUCAAUUUGUAAGCUAUCUAAACAUCAAUAUCAACACAUUUUAAGAUUGAUCACUGUGGCUAUCACAUCUGACAACUAUUACCACUACUGUCACUACUAUCACUACUAAAUUGUUUUUUUUGUUUUUUGGUUUUUUUUUUGGUUUCUUACUUUUUUUUUAUUGAUUGAUUGGCUUUAGAGAUGGAUGAGACGAGU
Molecule: messenger RNA, 5718 nt
Organism: Melampsora larici-populina 98AG31
Lineage: Eukaryota; Fungi; Basidiomycota; Pucciniomycetes; Pucciniales; Melampsoraceae
Exons: 10
Coding region: 1-5310 (1769 amino acids)
Source: RefSeq, a predicted model, not a curated record